AUGAAUUCUUUUGUUGAGUUUCUGCAGCAUCGAUUUAGCCCUUGCGUAUAUAUAUUUGCUUCCGAGGAAGCCAAAAAAGCUUUUCCUGAUUAUAAAAGCCUAAUACGCUGUGCUUUUGAAGCUGCAAUUGAAAAUAAUGGUAUCAAAUUUCGAAUUAUAUUUCCAGAUGAACUCUACAAAGAAGAUAUAUUAUUUGAAUCAAUGAAAAAAUUAAAAAGAACUACAGCAACUUUCCCAGAUCCCACUCAAAAAAGAUAUGAAUUUUCAACUAUAUCAUCAUUACGCAAAAAGUUAAUUAAAUACGAUUUUCUUUCAUACCAUAACUUCUGUGAUAUACCCGUUGGUACUCUUGCUGUCAUGUCCGGUCAAGAACUUCCGGCUAUUCCAAUUGCUUCAUUUCCUAAAUGGGCGAGAGGUUUUAUUCAAGAUACAAAGGCAAAUAUCAUUAAAUUACCAGCUAAUGAUCCAAUUGCAUCGAUGACAAAAUGGGUACAAAUCGUUUUAAACAAAAAAUACGAAAACAUCGUAGCGACCACUCAAGCAAAUUACGCCAAAUCAUGGAGUGAUCUCAAACAAACAUUUUUAAGCCUGUUAGAUCAAUACACAGGCAUUCAAACAAAAUUAAUCGAAUUAAAAUACUACGCAGACAUAAAACUACAACAAAAGCAGUAUAAAGAAGCUUCGAAUGCUUAUUCACUACUCAUAAGUAAUACUAAAUCAGACCUUUUAGCUGCAGAAUCCCAGUUUAUGCUUUCAAUUUGCGAUAUUCUUCGCGGAACACCCGGUGGACAGACAUUACAGUCACUAUCGACAUCAAUGCAACAAUCCAGAUCAUAUCUACAUAUCGCCAAAUGCUCUCUCGUUGAUUUUUACGUAAGAGCAACAAUUGGAGCGAAUCCAAUCGUUUCUUUGAACCCUCUUGUUGGCGUUUCGAGCUCAAAAAUAUGUAAGUUCGUUGCUCCUUUCGCCAAAGAACAGAUUGCCCAUCUUCUUCAGAAGCCACGUCAUAGUGCACAAAUUUUUGCACAAACCGCUGUAGAUUUUUCAGGAUUAGAGCUCACAAAUUAUGCGACCAAUGAUCUAAUAGCGGCUUUGACACCUUUGAAGAAUGAGAAAUGGGAUUUCCUCGUUCAAAGUAUAAUGAUGCAGAUUAAUGAUCAAAAUUCCAUCCCGGAAGACCUCAAAAAUAUUCUUUCCAGUUGCCAGACCGUUAUUUACCCUUGCGUUUUCGAAAAUGUCCUCAAAGGAGGAAGAUAUAAAUGCGGAUUUAUUUCUGCAAAGCCAUGCUCUUUUUAUUCCGAAGGAUUCAUGUGCGCAGAGCCAUUAGAAUACGAAGGAGAGUGGGUAGAAACAGCAGAAAGGCUUUUCGGAGCUUAUAAAUCCGGAACCUUCUUUAAUGCUUCUUUUCUUGAGCAUAAGGAGUGCUUGGUCGGCGAACAGGUUGAUAUUAGAACACUUCUGAUGUCUGAUUGUGGAGAAAUUCAAAUUUCUAAAUUGAGAUUAAAAUUGUCCGGAGACGCAGAAGCAGAUUUGACUCUCGCAACCAUAUCCAGGACGACCAUGGCUGAUGUAAACCUCUCUUUUACGCCAACAAAAGGAGGAAUUCUCAAAGUUGAAGGUGUAGAAUUCUGUUGGGGCUCAACGCACGUGGAUUUCUACGUUGAUUUCAAGAAACCUCUCGUCUUUACAGUAUAUGAUGACGCUCCGAAGAUGAAAAUUGAGGUUCUUGAUAAAAAGAUGACAUUUGUUGAGGGAGAAAUCUGCCAAUUUACCUUUAAAUUGACAAACGGACAGAAACCUUUGACGCACGUAUUAUUCUUUACAACUGGUCUUCCUGUAAAGCUCAUAGAACCAGAAAUUGAAGAAGUUUGUCAAAUGUAUCCGGUUGGUCAGAUGAAUUCCAACGAAGAAAAGUUUUUCCGCAUAUCCAUUUAUGCCAAAAACUUUGGUUUUUACCAUACCCACCUUUUAAUCUCGUAUUGGAACAAAGAUGAAGGCCCUGCGAGAUAUUUACACCAUGAUUUGAUGUGUAACGUCACAAAGAAGGCUGAUUUGCAGAUAAAGAGGACAGAUAGUUAUAUUACUAUACGUCCUCCACCUGGAUCUUCAUCAAUUGGCUUUACUCACCCUUAUUCGAAUCCAGAUCCUUUCACGCAAAUAUCCAAACUUAAAAACGAUACCAUAGGAGAUGUUACUACGUUCAGACUUGUAUCGGAAGACACAAAUCAUAAGACAGUUUUGCCAGAUUUCGUAAUUCCAUUUUUUUUCAACGAUACAAUGAGAUAUUGGUAUAGUACUAAGUUCGGAUAUUGCUCUGUUCCACUUCAACAGUUUGUUCAUCCACUAAGAGUCUUAGUUUCAAGAGUUAGUUUCGGAAAUUACAGAUUAACUCUCAAAAACGCUGGAAAGGAUCCGAUCAAUGAUGUGAAAAUCAUUGUCAUUGAACAAGAAAGUCCUGUAUCAUAUAUUUUGUCCGGAAAAAGCAUUGUUGUUGUUGAUAAGUUGUUGCCUAACACAGAUGUUUAUGUUGAUCUUAAUUUCGUGUUGUUUGAAAAGAAGGUUGUUGCAAACCUUUUGAUUUCAUACGAAUUGUUUUGUAUUUCUGAAAAGAUUGUUAUUGAAUAA
Trichomonas vaginalis G3 is the source of this 2625-nucleotide messenger RNA. RefSeq lists its product as uncharacterized. Lineage: Eukaryota; Parabasalia; Trichomonadida; Trichomonadidae. Bases 1 to 2625 code for a protein of 874 amino acids. The record is from RefSeq and is a predicted model, not a curated record. The transcript has a single exon. Gene Ontology annotation, cellular component: cytoplasmic vesicle; TRAPPIII protein complex; phagophore assembly site. Gene Ontology annotation, biological process: endoplasmic reticulum to Golgi vesicle-mediated transport; protein localization to phagophore assembly site.